AUGAGUUACGCAGAGGCCGCGGCCAAGGGCCCCAAGCAGCGUAGUCGCGCACCACCUGUCCCAGAAAUCGCACCUUCCGAGUCCGAAUCUGCCAGCUUGAUUGACGUGGAUUCUCCUCAUGUCAGUCACGUCGUGUCUGAUUUCCAGGACCAAGCCAUCAAGACAGAGACCCAGGCUGAGCGAAUCGAGCACGAGGCGGAAGACAAAGCCCGUGCGGAGGCUCAAAAGGCUGCCGAUGCUGCAGAGAAGGCAAAGAAGAAGGCCGCUACCAAAGCCAAGGAGGCAAAGAGUGCCCUGAAAAAAGAAGGCAAGGCCUUGAGCGAGAACAGAGACAACCCAGUUGUUAUUGGAAACGCCGUCAUUUGGGGUAUCGCCACCGUGGCUAUUGGCUAUGGAGCAUACCAGAAGCACAGUGAAGGCAAACUAGACUGGAAGCUUGCCGGAACUGUUGCUGGUGUUGUUGGUGCCUUUGGAGUUGCAGAUUACUUUGGCAGCAAGUGGCUACUCGAAAACAAGUAUCCUCCCAAAUAG
Messenger RNA from Exophiala bonariae, 531 nucleotides. RefSeq lists its product as uncharacterized. The transcript is spliced from 4 exons. NCBI's taxonomy places the organism in Eukaryota, Fungi, Ascomycota, Eurotiomycetes, Chaetothyriales, Herpotrichiellaceae. Bases 1 to 531 code for a protein of 176 amino acids. Gene Ontology annotation, molecular function: nascent polypeptide-associated complex binding. The record is from RefSeq and is a predicted model, not a curated record. Gene Ontology annotation, cellular component: mitochondrial outer membrane.